This is a messenger RNA of Lepisosteus oculatus (spotted gar), 4184 nucleotides long. RefSeq names its product sodium channel, voltage-gated, type III, beta (gene scn3b). Gene Ontology annotation, biological process: sodium ion transport; regulation of sodium ion transmembrane transporter activity; regulation of heart rate by cardiac conduction. Gene Ontology annotation, molecular function: transmembrane transporter binding; sodium channel inhibitor activity. Lineage: Eukaryota; Metazoa; Chordata; Actinopteri; Semionotiformes; Lepisosteidae. Gene Ontology annotation, cellular component: voltage-gated sodium channel complex. The record is from RefSeq and is a predicted model, not a curated record.
UGUGCUGUACGGCACUCCAUCAAGAACACGAUUCACGACCUGGUAAUAGCGAUUUGACAUACGGGCUCCAUGUAAUGCUAGUUUCAUUCCCCAGUUUUGGCAGUUGAAAUCGGUUUAAGUGGGUUUACUGAUCUGACUCGUGAAAUACAAUAGCAAGCCAUCAAAUCUUGUUUCCUUAGCGCAGUACAUACAGUACAGUACACCCCAAAUUCAACUCCUCUGUGAGUCUGGGCGACGUUACAGAGCGCCGUGCUCCAACUUCGUGCUUAGCGGUGUCACAUGGUUUAAUAACAACAGCUUAAACCGUCACUCUUAUCUCCCCAGCAAGACGAGAAAGUCGCUUGUUUGUAGCGCAAAGUGUUGUUGCAAAUGCGAUGGAAUUGGGAUGAACCAAAAGAGCGUCAAAACAGGGUUUACACUGUAGUUCGCUCUCGCACGUCAAAACGAAUCUGGUCCUGUGUACUGUACUGUAUGUCUGUCUUCCCAGGUGGCUCUCGAUGAUGGUGCGAAAUGGUGUCUCAUCCACGAAUUAUCCAUUACUCGCUACAGAAUAUUACGAAUAAGCAUAGUGUACAGGUGUUUAUAGCAAAACCAAAAGCUAUAGACUGUUGGCGACUCCUUUGCCCUUAGAGGAAUCAAAUCAUGAACUCGAUGUUUGGAGGAGGAUGUGUUGUUACAAUCAACUCACGUUAACAACAGUGUGGUUUUCCAACACAAUGUCUUCAUGCAGAGCCGCAGUCCAGGUCAAAUUGAUUUUAUUUUUUCUUUAAUGACAAGGCAAGACUCGCCUCGCCCUUGCUUGAACGCAACGUUGUUUUUCUGCUGAAUACAAAAAUGAAAAGCAAAAAAGCGCCUUUCGACAAGUGCGCGAUUCACCGUCGGAGCCGGUGAUGGCAGCGCGAUUCUACGAGAGGAAAACGAUCUGGUUCUCGACGUUUCAGCACAGCCCUGAGCACACGGUGGGCUCGGCUCGAGUGAACUCCUGCGAGCUGAAUCCGCCGUCACCUGGCCGUUUGUGAGCCAAACAGCACGUUUGCAGCCACGAUCAUGUCGAUGAUUCUAAGCGCUCAUUUAGAUGGAUAACAAUAGAGGAAAUUGUACCAAGCGAAGGGUUGGCAUUUUGACACGUGUGUAUUUUGACUGACGUUAAUUCCGGGCAGAUCACCGUUUUCGUGCAGAACGCCAGCGGCUUAAACUGGAGCUGCCCCGGCGGGCGAGAAGUUGUAACGCGUUCCUGAGGCGGACACAUUGCUAAAUACGAAACCCUGGGCACACUUUGAACAUUAACUGGGUGGCUUUCAACUUCUCUGGAAGAUACAGCAGUGCUAACCCAGCCAAACUUCUAUCUCCAAUGGAGGUGGGCGAGCCCGUGUGCGUGGAGGUGCUGUCCGACACCCAGGCGGUGCAGGGGAACCCCAUGAAGCUCACCUGCAUCUCCUGCAUCAGCAGGGAGGAGAUUGAGCCCGAUACGCGGGUCGAAUGGUACUUCAACUCCGCAGAGGAGGACACCCUGAUCUACCUGUACGACCGUCAGCCACAGGACCUGGAGGGGCCGUGGAAGGGCCGGCUGCAGUGGAACGGGAGCAAGGACCUGCAGGACGUGUCCAUCAGCAUCAUCAACGCCACGCUGAACGACACGGGCACCUACACCUGCAAGGUCAUGAGGUCCUUCACCUUCAACGUGUUCCAGCACAACUACGUGGACACCAAGACCAUCGAGCUGGUGGUGAAUAAGGAAGCCAGCCAAGACUUCACUGCGGUCUACUCAGAGAUAAUGAUGUACAUCCUGCUGGUGUUCCUGACCUUCUGGCUCCUGGUUGAGAUGAUCUACUGCUACAGAAAGAUAUCCAAGGCAGACGAGGCAGCACAGGACAAUGCGACGGACUACCUAGCCAUUCCGUCUGAAAACAAAGAGAAUCCGGGUGCCCCUGUAGCGGAGUAAGAGGGGUUAACUCGAACCCCAAAUGGGACUGAAGCCAAGAAAAAGCCAGCUGGCUGGUAGGAAGAAGGGUGGAGUCUCCAUUCCUGGAAAGAGCCAACAGUGAAAGCGUGCCGCGGUCCCACUCCUGGAUAUCUCGCCGGCAGUCUCCUGUACGUCUCAUGAGCCAAGUCAGCCCGCAGCAAUCGUGACCUUAGCGAAGUAGAACUGCGUGUUUGUCUUUUGUGACGUGUCCUGUGCAAAGACAGCUGUGGCUGCUUCCUAUAGAUUUUUUCCCCUCAUUGAUUGAUUUGACUGCUUCGGUUUCCUGCCGCACGUCCUGUAGCCCAGUGGCGUUCCAAGGUGUAAAUGUCUCCUGCUUGUAGCGCGUCACCCAUCGCUUCAAACACUCAGUGACUGAAACACGCUGGAAAGCGCACUGUGUAGUAACUGUCAUGACGACGAAGUUGGAAAUUAUUUUAGGUUCACGCCAAGAGAGAUUUGCAUGAAGCUAAUUUUCAGCAUGAUAAGACAGUUUGUAGGAUGUCACCUUUAUGGUGUCACACUCUAGCUCUACAAUGACAUGAUGCUCGGACCCAAGCCCACAAACAUUUUAACAUUCGCCCUCUUCAGGACAAGGCGUACUGGAGAAGAGAAACUGCUGGAACGUCUGUGACAAGGAUGCAUUUCUUUCCUCCUUUUACAUACUGUAUGAGUGUUUUAAGAUAUGGGUGAUUUUGCUUUUCUUUUUUAAAUUCCCUAUGACUUCACGUUCGCUAACACAAUGGGGUGUUAUCCCAGGGGUGACACAAUAUAGACCUGAGCCCUGUAAGUGACUCCAGGCCUACAGCAGCUCACUGAGCAGAAGCAGGUCUGAGCAAAGUAGAACACUACACUGGUCUCUUCCUCGGCAGGUCUGUGGUCAGCACCUCGGAAGAGGAACUUAAGCAGUAAGAGCAGGUGAGGAAUCAAGCUCUGAAAGGCAAUAUAAACAGGCAAAGAAAUAUUGGUCUUAGCAGUGUGAUUUUGUUUAUUUUUUGGAAACAGCGAGGUAAUUUGAGAAUUAUUUUGCCUGCAUUACUGUCCUCCAGUGGCUCACAAAAGAUUUAUCUGUCUUCUCUGGAGGCCUCAGCAGGACUUUGGACUUUACUCUCUUGGAGAGCUGUGGCCAGGAUGUUCAGAGAGAAGGGCAUCUUGAUACGAUUUUACACGUUUCUUAAAUUUUUUCUAAUGUCUUUGGGAUGCAUGACCACAUGAAUUCCAUCUCUUCAAAGUGUUUCAUUUUGUUCUAGAUUAAGGAUCAAAAUGUGUUUUCAACUUUUUAUAUUAUGGUCUAACGGGAAUGUCAUUUUUUAAAAUUUCCUCUAUAAUCCUCGAUCCUGCUGAUGUUCAUUCCUAGUCCUAGAGGGGGCACUGUGUCUGCUGGUUUUUAGUCUUUCGUGACUUGAUUUAAAUUCUUUGUUCACUUCUAAGGGCUCUGUUAGCACUGUUUCCAGGUCUUCAUGCAUUGACAGUGUGAACAUGUAGUGAUGCACUGUAGCACUCCAGGGCCAGGGCUGAGUAACACAACCAAAUGUGUCUUUCUGCAUAUUUUCCUCAAACGCUCAUCCUAUUGAAUGGACUUUCAGGUCUGUGUGCACUGGGUCUCUAAACUGCAGGAUUUCUGACCUAUUUAAACUGGUAAGAGAAUAACUUUGCAGGCAAUUUACUUCUAGCAAACCUCUGUACAUUGUUCAUUAAAUUUUAUAUUAAUAGUUGUGCACACAAGGGUCAAGGAAUAAAAGAAAGUUCCUCUGUUUGAAAGGAGAACAUAUGUUUUAUGCUUAUUAAAUGUUCUCGUUCCCUGCUUGAAUCUUGAAGGCAGAUAUUAAACUGUUUCGAUGGCCUUUCAGGUUACUCCUCUAAAAUAAUUUAUGGACUAUAUUGUGACAUCCCAAACUACACUUAAUGUCAGUAAUACCAAGUACUUUCUAGUUGAAAAAUCUACCACAAAAACUGAAUUGCUGUACUCUGGUAAAUGCAAAAAAAAAACUUUUUUGACGUCCACAUUAACAGCAUGCUUAAUAAGUAUUUCGUGUUUCAUUACUUAUGUAUGCAAUAAUUUACAAUGUGAACAAAAUCAAAACGGCUAAAUAGCUCUUAAAAUGGGAAAUGAACAAACUUUCAGAAUGGAUGAUAACUGCAUAACACAGACCUUUGUCUGUUGAUUCAGUGUUGGGGAGAUGGUGUGAACUACAGUAGAAGCUGAAUAAAGGUAAGAGCUAAA